UUUUUUUUGGGGGGGGUGCUGCAAAUCAGCCGCCCGCGUGCAGCAGAGCACGUGCGUCACAGUUCCGACUCGAGGCGGCUUCUCCUGGGAAGGACCUCCACCUCCUCCCUCCUCCUCCUCCUCCUCCCUCCCCCCCCCCGUUGCCAACUCGCGCCGCUCCUUGAAGGGCGUCCAGGCCGGGCCUCGGCAGCCGCUACCCGGGCCUGUCGCCAUGGCAACGCGGCCUGCUUGGUUCCGAAGCAGGGAGGGCGCGGGAAGAGCAGAAGGCGAGGAGGAGGAGGAGGAGGAGGCAGCCCUGGCCUUGCAGGGGAGCUCUGAUGACCAGUGCCCACAUUCCCCAUAACGGUACCCAUCUGGAGUGGAAGAAGCUGUGGGCACCCCUCAGAUUCACUCUACAGAGGAUCUUACCUGCCUUGCUUUCACUCCCAGCGGCAACAGUUACAUCGGUUGUGAGAUGAGCAAGGGUGCUAGGGGGCUAAGUGAGUGAAGACCUUUUUACUGGGGGGAGGGGGGGUGCUACCUUCUUGGUGGUGCAGUUUGCCUCGCCGAAAAUGGAACCCAGGAUGGAGAAGGGUGAGGAGGCUGAGAGUGUGAAGAUUACUUCCCAGCUUCUGAAAGCCAAGACAGGCGAGUUUGACCUGGAGUCCAUCUUACUGCUGAAGCUUAGAGGUCUGGGCAUUGUGGACCUUGGCUGCCUCGGGGAGUGCACUAGCCUAGAGUGGCUGGACCUGUCAGGCAACACCAUCACCCACCUAGGCCCCCUCUCCUCCCUCAAGGCUUUGGCCGUCCUCAAUAUCUCCUCCAACCGUAUUGUCAGCCUGGAGCCUCUCAGCGGCUGUGAAAACCUGCAAAGCCUCAAUGCUGCUGGCAACUUGCUGAGCAGCCUGCAGCAGUUGCAGUGCUUGAUGGGCCUGCGGCACCUGGAGAACCUGCGCUUCAGCAACCCCAUGGGGCGCCUCAGCAACCCCUUCUGUGCCACCCCAGGGUACCGCGUCGCCAUGGCAGAGAUGUUCCCUGGAGUGAAAGUGAUUGAUGGUGAGAGGGUCUCCGGGUGCGGCAGCGAGCUCUACCAGCUCUGCAAGGACCUUGACAACUCCCUCAAACGCUUCCACAUCACUGGGGUCAGUGAGCUCAGUGGCUUGAGCAAACCCUGGGUAGAGGAGGGAUACUGGGAUGUCCGGCCAGUCAGGAGGAGCUCCAUCGUGGAAGAAGCCUACAAGCAGUUCAAUGAGGUUCUCCAGGAGUGCCGGGAUCUGAGCAAGCGAGCUGAUGACACCAUUUCCCAGGUGGAGCGGGCCCUAAACAUCCGUCCGGACUCAAGCUCUUACGUGUUUUGAGCAGCCCUACACAUAGAUGCCCUUCCCUUAAUGUUGUCCAAUUGGGUCCUGUCCUUUGAUAUCAUUGUCUUCCUCCUGGGCCUGUCAUUCCUUUGUUUCACCCUGGCCUCAGCUCUCCAAAAGCAAUGUGUGUUAGUACAAGGUGGGUCCACAGCCUUUGCUGACCCCCUUUCCCCCUUUUUUCCAACACAGCACUUCCCCUCUGGGAGUCCAGAGUACCCAGACAGUCUUACUAUGCUCCACCCCCUGUGAAAGCUUGUAGGAGCUCAGAGACCUGAGCUUAAAGUCAAAGAGAAUCAGAAGGUAGCUUUCAGGCAAAGGGGUUCCUAGGCAGGAUUAGCAAAUUCAGAGCAUCAAAUGAUAGCUGAACUAGCAUCUGGAGCUUUCGGGCUACUUCUGUACGACGUGUAUGCUAGGUUUUAAAAUGGGACUAACAGUUGUGGUGCUGCCCACCUAUUUAUUUAGGUCCCUGGGUAGCAGCCUUGAUGUUUUUGGCUGGCUGGCUAGGGCUGAUGGGAGCUGUGGUCCAAAAUAUCUGAAGGCCAUCAGGUUGGCCAAGGCUGCUGGGAAUCAACUAUUGGGCCAGCUAAUGGCUGUGGUGGGUGAGAUCUUGGAUCACUUUUCAUUUCCCCUCAAGGAUGCUUUGAUUCUCUCUGGCUUUUUGGGCCACAGUACAGUACCUCUCAGACCUUAUCCUGAGGAGAUUCUCACGGUCAUUUUUUUUCACAUGGUGAAACCAUUGUGACUUGACUUAUCCAGGCAAAUUGAAGCGGUUUCAGCACAGGGAAGCAACUUCCUUGAUUCUCUGCCAUGUUUUUUAGACCACCAAGUCCCUCCAUCCUCCUGACUAAACCUCAUUGCUGACAAUUUUCCAGCAUGUGUGGAUAUUUUGGUGUUGAUAUGUCAGAAUACUCACAAGAGUGCUUCCUUCACCGUACUGUAGUUGUCAACACAGUGACGUUUGUGUAAACCACACCAAAAUGUGAAAACUACGGGGCUGGUUGAGAACCAUUUGGAUUGGCCGGGAGGAUGAACCACAAGUGAAGCAGCACCCAUGUUCGUCUGUGCAGUGACGCCAGUUUGCUCUGCAGACUUUAUUCUGAUUGGCAGCUUCCAUACUGUCUGACUGGUCCACCCAAGGGGCUGAACUGACCAGAGAUCACUCAAGGAAUUUCCCCUGUGGCUGCCUGUCAGAUAGCAAUAGGACUGAGCCAGAUGUAUUCCUGUUCACUCUGUUGUUUCUCAUUGUAUUACAAUGACACUGCUCAGACAGAUAAUCCUCUUCAUUUUGCAUUAGGGGUGCCAGGUUCAGGGCCUGAGACUGAUCCUGUAUCUUUAGGAGACGAGAAAGUUGGCCAAGGGCAGGUGUUCUUGCAACAUUGUA
Molecule: messenger RNA, 2721 nt
Organism: Rhineura floridana
Lineage: Eukaryota; Metazoa; Chordata; Lepidosauria; Squamata; Rhineuridae
Gene: LRRC61
Product: leucine rich repeat containing 61
Exons: 2
Coding region: 552-1337 (261 amino acids)
Biological process (GO): outer dynein arm assembly
Cellular component (GO): cytoplasm
Molecular function (GO): protein binding
Source: RefSeq, a predicted model, not a curated record